Hymenoscyphus albidus is the source of this 3263-nucleotide messenger RNA. Lineage: Eukaryota; Fungi; Ascomycota; Leotiomycetes; Helotiales; Helotiaceae. The record is from the annotation of a GenBank genome assembly.
CUCUCAAGCAAUCCCGCCCCGACUCUACCAUAACCUCCUCAAUACACACUCUUGCCCUGCAAUUCAUGAAGCUGCGCAGCGGACCUCCAUAACCAUGAGUUACAGCAAGAAAGACGAAGAUGGUGAUUCAGCCAUCAUGCGGGUGGACAGAACCUCUGUCUUCCAAGAAGGUCGGCCAGCCUGGCGUUCGCCCUCCUCCCCUCAAGCUUCAACUGACAUCUGCCAGCGCGACUGUUCAAUUCGUCUCCAAUACAACCUCGAAGAUGUCGAGUACUUCUUACCAAGAUUGCCCUUCUCCUCUAUACCGGCGAGCGUUUCCCCACAAACGAAGCAACAACCCUCUUCUUCGGGAUCUCGAAGCUGUUCCAGAACAAAGAUGCCAGCUUACGGCAGAUGGUUCACUUAGUCAUUAAGGAGCUAGCUCACUCGGCGGAGGAUAUUAUUAUGGUUACAAGUACGAUCAUGAAGGAUACCGGUGGUGGAACGGACGCCAUUUACAGACCAAACGCCAUCCGAGCCUUGUGUCGUAUUAUCGAUGUAAGACAAGACGAGCACUUGGGAAGAAUUUAACUAACGUGAGCAGGGCUCUACCGUUCAAAGCAUCGAGCGUGUCAUGAAGACAGCAAUUGUCGACAAAAACCCCUCAGUCUCCUCGGCAGCCCUCGUUUCCUCAUACCACCUCCUUCCAAUCGCGCGAGACGUCGUGAGAAGAUGGCAGAGUGAGACACAAGAAGCAGCAAGCUCUACCAAGUCUUCUGGGGGAUUCUCAUUGGGCUUUUCUACAUCUUCGAGUCAACAGCCGGUGAAUAACUCCACCAUGUCGCAAUAUCAUGCAAUUGGAUUGCUGUACCAGAUGAGAAUGCACGACAGGAUGGCAUUGGUCAAGAUGGUCCAACAAUUCGGAGCAGCAGGCGCUGUUAAAAGUCCGGCUGCUACCGUUAUGCUUGUCCGACUCGCAGCACAAUUGGCGGAGGAGGAUCCACAACUUCGAAGACCAAUGAUGCAACUCUUGGACGGCUGGCUCCGACAUAAGAGUGAGAUGGUUAAUUUUGAGGCAGCAAAGGCCAUCUGUGAUAUGCGAGAUGUCACUGAUGCUGAAGUCACCCAAGCCAUCCACGUUCUCCAACUCUUUUUGACCUCUCCAAGAGCAGUCACUAAAUUUGCUGCCAUUCGAAUCCUCCACAACUUCGCCUCAUUCAAACCACAAGCCGUUCACUCCUGCAACCCCGACAUCGAGCUCCUUAUCUCUAAUUCUAAUCGCUCAAUUGCUACCUUUGCCAUUACUACUCUUCUCAAAACCGGUAACGAAGCCAGUGUAGAUCGAUUGAUGAAGCAAAUCCAAGGUUUCAUGGCAGAUAUCACGGACGAGUUCAAAAUCACCAUCGUGGAAGCUAUCCGGACAUUAUGCUUGAAAUUUCCUAGUAAGCAGGCUGGUAUGCUUGCGUUCUUAAGUGGAAUAUUGCGUGAUGAAGGAGGAUAUGAGUUCAAGCGUGCUGUUGUAGAAAGCAUGUUUGAUUUGAUCAAAUUCGUGCCGGAUUCCAAAGAGGACGCUUUAGCCCACCUUUGCGAAUUUAUUGAAGAUUGUGAAUUCACAAAACUCGCCGUCCGCAUCUUGCAUCUUCUCGGAUUAGAGGGACCAAAAACAUCACAGCCCACCAAGUACAUCCGAUACAUUUACAAUCGUGUUGUACUUGAGAAUGCCAUUGUCCGAGCUGCUGCUGUCACAGCUUUGGCCAAAUUUGGAGUUGGCCAGAAGGAUCCAGAGGUCAAACGUAGUGUUACAGUACUUCUUACACGAUGCUUAGAUGAUGUUGAUGAUGAGGUUCGUGAUCGGGCCGCUCUAAAUUUGAGAUUGAUGAAAGAGCCAGACGAAAUGGCUGAUCGGUUUGUCAAGAAUGGUAAUUUUUCAAAGCAGACUCAGUGUUUCAGAGACUAACCUUGUAACAGAAAACUCAUUUGCUCUCCCAUAUUUUGAGCAUCAGUUGGUCAUGUAUGUCACUGCGGACGACAAAUCCACUUUUGACAUUCCAUUUGAUAUCGCCGCCAUUCCAGUCGUAACCAAGGAACAGGCAGACGCAGAAGACCGAUCUAAGAAGCUCACAACUGUGACACCUACCAUCAAGGCCCCCAAGGCCGGCCCCACCAAGGCUGCGCCAUCAAGUGCAGAGGCAGUGGCAACGGCUUCCGCUACAGCUCAGAAAUACCAACAAGAACUUCUCCAGAUACCAGAAAUGAAAUCAUAUGGCAGCGUUUUGAAAUCGUCGUCUGUGGUAGAAUUGACGGAAUCAGAAACAGAAUAUGUUGUUAAUGUUGUCAAGCACAUCUUCAAGGAGCACAUUGUUCUCCAAUAUGAGGUCAAAAACACUCUCCCUGAUACGGUUCUUGAGGAUGUCUCGGUUGUAGCCACACCAUCAGAUGAGGAGGAGCUUGAGGAAGAUUUCAUCAUCCCAGCUGCCAAACUCGUCACAGAUGAGCCGGGGACAAUCUACGUUUCAUUCAAGAAGGUUAAUGGAGAGGGAUCUUUCUUUGCCAGUACUUUCACCAACAUUUUGAAAUUUACGACGAAGGAGAUUGAUCCCACUACAGGAGAGCCUGAAGAAAGUGGCUAUGAUGACGAAUAUCAAGUUGAAGACCUUGAGCUCAAUGGCAGUGAUUAUGUUGUUCCAGCCUUUGCUGGCAAUUUCAACCAUAUCUGGGAGCAAGUUGGUGCAGCUGGGGAAGAGGCAGAGGAGACGCUCCAGCUCAGCGGCGUGAAGAGUAUUGCAGGUAGGCUCUCAAAGAAGACUCGUGAAGGAAAAAUUACUAACAGCUUUCCAGAUGCCACUGAACAGCUCACGAAGACUCUUUCAUUACAACCUUUGGAUGGGACUGAUGUACCAAUUAACACAACCACACACACACUCAAGCUAUUUGGAAAGACUGUUACUGGUGGAAAGGUUGUUGCCAACAUCAGAAUGGCAUACUCCACAAAGUCUGGAGUCACCAGUAAGAUUGUUGUUCGCAGUGACGAGGAAGGGAUUGCCGCAUUGGUUAUUGGGUCUGUUGCUUAAGGUAUAGCGGGUUUUACGGAGUUGAGCAUUGAUGAUACAUCUGAAUGGUGGAUGCGAGUGUCUAGAUCAAGGAUUUUGAAAGCCUCACCACACAGAUGUUGGGCUUUUCUGAGUUCAAGCGGAGUCCAAGGGGUUACAAAAUUCCAAUAAAUUCAAUGAAAAGACUAUUCCGUAGGUGUUGGAGUCAUUGUAUUAGUUGUGAAGAAAAAAACA